AACCUGGCAAAACCUGAUCACCGUUCGUUUGAAAUUUGAAAUCAGCAUCUCGCUUAAUUCGCUUGUACCAACAACACCACACCAGGCCAUGGUUAUGGUUCUAGGCCCCGAACGCGACCUGUCGUUUCCCUACUUGACCUCCGUUCGCGGACGUUUUGGUCCCGACCCUUCUUUCUUGGCCACCGGCAACCUUGAGAGAGAACUUCGCACCAAACAGGUUGGCUUAGCUUUAACAGAAGAUGAAAAGCAUCAGCUUCAGAAGAUGGUCGACCAGGAUACCAAGAUUUACAUUGGAGGUAUUCUGUCCCAUUGUUGGUUGUGGUGCAUGAUUGACUUCAUUGGAGGACUUUGAAAAUCAUUAUAAUGCGUGGUUCUUUCAAGCAAAAGUUGCUCGUGGUUUAUGCUGUGGUACGUUUUCUCUCAUUAACUUUGUAUAUUGUUGUUUGGAAAAUUCUCUUAUUUAUUGUUAAUUCGAGGUUUUCCAUUUCUUUAUGCAAUUUCCUGCCUUGUUCUCUAUUGUUAAGCAAUUGUGUCACUCAUAUUUUCUACAUAAAUUGAGGGCCAAAUGUGAUGAUUAAGUUUUCAUCUGUUGGUUAUCCAGAAAAUCAAAACUAUCUUAUCUAUUCCCUCAUUGAGUAUUCUUCUCACACUUACUUUGAUCAACAAUCUAGAAAUCAGCCUCUACACCACCCUACCCGUCAUUCACUAGCAAUUGCAAAGAACCCCAAGUUAGAAUGAUAAAAAGGAAGCAUUGAAGGUGAGAGUUAAGAAAUUUGGAGAAUGGUCAAGAAUUAUAAUGUCGUUAGGUGGACCAUAAUGAUACUGAUCUGAUCUGAUGCUAGUAUGCUACCUUGUUUAUCCAUGCAUAUUCUUUUGUUAUUUUUUAAUUAAUUUUAAUAUUAAAAAUUUUCUUCAAUU
This is a messenger RNA of Rubroshorea leprosula, 918 nucleotides long. NCBI's taxonomy places the organism in Eukaryota, Viridiplantae, Streptophyta, Magnoliopsida, Malvales, Dipterocarpaceae. The record is from the annotation of a GenBank genome assembly.